Molecule: messenger RNA, 966 nt
Organism: Naegleria fowleri
Lineage: Eukaryota; Heterolobosea; Eutetramitea; Acrasida; Naegleriidae
Exons: 2
Coding region: 1-966 (321 amino acids)
Biological process (GO): deadenylation-dependent decapping of nuclear-transcribed mRNA
Cellular component (GO): P-body; nucleus
Molecular function (GO): hydrolase activity; RNA 7-methylguanosine cap binding
Source: RefSeq, a predicted model, not a curated record
AUGAACAUCCAGAACCAUUCUCCUCGCACUCUUCCAUUUUCCAUUGCUGAUGAUUUCAGGUUGGAGCGAUUGUUGGGAUACAAUGCUCAGCAAAAAAUAAUUUCUCUGUUGGGACAUGUAAACGGUGUGAGAACAAUCGUGGUAAUGGAAAAAACACAAUUUGCUGUGGAUUCCGAGGAGGAUGUCAAGAAAUGGCUCGCUUUGAUAAAACAACCGAACGGACAAGGCUUGCAGCAAGUGAUUGUAAACGAUAAAUAUUACAUGUUGAAUUUACCAGCGAUGGAGGAUGACCACUUUAAUUUACUGAACACUAGCAUAAUAUUUCCUGCUGACGAGAGUGACAUUGCAAAGUAUUCCAUGCAAAGUCAUGAACUCUUUCUAGAAACUCCAUCUCUCUACCAGGAAGUGACUCGACCUUACAUUGACAAAAUACCAAAAGAGCAUGAAAAGUGGGUCGAUAAUUUGCUUCAAAAACAGAGUGAAGUUGAGCAUAUGAUUUAUGAAGAUACAGAAUCAGAGGAAGAUUUGCGCUUCAUGUUACAUCCUGAUAUGAAGUACGAUAAAGUGGAUAGAAACCAACUCUACUGCAUUGCCUUUUGUUUCAACAAGGAAAUCAAAAGCCUUCGAGACCUAUCCACAGAGAGACACUUGAAAAUGCUUAAAAAUGUUCGUGAUCGUGGAUGUCAAGUCAUUGAGCAACUGUUUGGAAUUCCACGAGAAAAAUUGCGAAUCUUUGUGCAUUAUUUACCUUCCUUCUUUAGAUUCCAUGUCCACUUUACCAAUGUGGAUAACACCUCAGUCAAUAACGGUGUAGAGAGAGCUCAUUUGCUCGAUGACAUUAUUGAAAAUAUGGAAGUAUUUGGGUUAGACUUCUAUCAAAGAAAGACUCUGACCAUUACUAUCAAAGGCACUCAUGGUCUCUAUCGUUCAUUUAAAGAAAGAACCACAAAUGUGGAUAGAAAAUGA